This is a messenger RNA of Tarenaya hassleriana, 1887 nucleotides long. RefSeq names its product AP2-like ethylene-responsive transcription factor ANT. The coding region runs from base 75 to 1673 and encodes 532 amino acids. Gene Ontology annotation, molecular function: DNA binding; DNA-binding transcription factor activity. The record is from RefSeq and is a predicted model, not a curated record. NCBI's taxonomy places the organism in Eukaryota, Viridiplantae, Streptophyta, Magnoliopsida, Brassicales, Cleomaceae. Gene Ontology annotation, biological process: regulation of DNA-templated transcription. The transcript has 9 exons.
CUAGCGAUGAUAACAAUUACAGGACGGCGUCCACCUUAUUGGGCUUUUCUCUCUCUUCCAACAACAUCUUGAGAAUGGAAGAAAAUGACGGAGGCGUCGUUCAUUAUCACAACAACAGCCAAACACUGUCUUACGUUUCCGCUUCCUCUCCCUCCGCGUCUGCAUCUCUUGUUCCUCCGCUUGGUGAUUCUGGCAAUAACAGCAGCUGCUAUGGAAACUGCCAUGGGAACGGGGAAAUCUAUUCUCACUUGCCUCCGAUGCCACUCAGGUCUGAUGGCUCUCUUUGCUUAAUGGAAGCUUUCAACGGGUCUCAUCAGCCAAACCAAGCGCAAAAAAUGCAGGAGCUUUCUGGUGGAGUAUUAGGGACCCAUCACCAUAACUCCGACAAAGAAGCCAUGGCUCUUAGCUUAGACAGUAUGCUUUACACCACCCAUGAAUCCAACAACCCUCAAGAUUCUCUGAAAAUUUUCCUGGGAAAUCCCACCUCCCGAGAAAAUCAGCAAUACUACCCGUAUAACACCAACUUCCCAGAAACCAGAAACCACGAAGAAACCCAUGGUUCUUCUUCUUCUCAGUCCGCUCAUCUGCACCCUCAAGCUGAGAUGAAGAGAUUGGUCUCGGGAAAUUACGAGGAUGACCCGGGGAUUACACGAGCAGGGUCUGUGGGGAUAGGGGCAUAUGGGGAAUUGCAGCAGGCGUUGAGCUUGUCCAUGAGCCCUGGUUCACAGUCAAGUUUUGUCACUGGUUCACACCAACAGUUGUCGUCUACUUUUUUGGAGAGCGUUGGUCUUGGGAAUAUGAAGAGAGGACAAGAAGCCGUCGUUGACCAGAGACAUAUUGUUCACAGGAAAUCCAUUGAUACAUUCGGACAAAGAACCUCUCAGUACAGAGGCGUUACAAGACAUAGGUGGACGGGUAGAUUCGAAGCUCAUCUUUGGGACAAUAGUUACAAGAAAGAAGGUCAGAGCAGAAAAGGGAGACAAGUUUAUCUGGGAGGUUAUGAUAUGGAGGAGAAAGCUGCUCGAGCAUAUGACCUUGCUGCAAUCAAGUACUGGGGUCCCUCUACUCACACCAAUUUCCCCGUUGAUAAUUAUCUGAAGGAGAUCGAAGAAACGAAGAACAUGACCAGGCAGGAGUAUGUUGCCCAUUUGAGAAGGAAAAGCAGCGGAUUCUCUAGGGGUGCUUCGAUUUAUAGAGGGGUCACAAGGCAUCAUCAACAUGGAAGAUGGCAAGCUCGGAUCGGCAGAGUAGCCGGUAACAAAGAUCUCUAUCUCGGAACGUUCGGAACUCAAGAAGAAGCAGCAGAAGCGUAUGACGUAGCCGCCAUCAAGUUCCGAGGGAGAAACGCUGUUACAAACUUCGAAAUAACGAGGUAUGAUGUCGAAAGGAUCAUGUCAAGCAACACUCUUUUGUCCGGAGACCUCGCAAGAAAGGACAUCGCUAACAAAGAGCACGGCAGCAACGUUGCCGCGGAUGCUUCGAGAGAAGGAAGCUCGGAUCGGGUUUUGAGUUUUCCGACGAUUUUCGCUGUGCCUCAGAUGAGUCCGAUGAGGAUGUUCGGUCCAAAUGUCGCCGGGCAUAAGAGCCCUUGGACGAAACCUAAUGCCGAACUCAAGAGUGUUGCUCUCGCUUUACCUCGGGUGUCGGUUUUCGCCUCGUGGUCGGAUUCUUGAAUUUUAGUUUUGCGGUUAUCGGUAAAGGGGCUGGUUAUCCCCGUCCCAACCGGUUCGGUUUAUGUAACUAUGUUUCCGGGAACAAAAAACGGUUCAUGCAUGAGAAGAAAAAAAAUGUUGAUACCGAGAAAUUCGGUAUAAACACUUUUCUUUAGGAACGGUUUAUUGUGUUUUUUUUUUUAACAUAUGAAUGAAAUCAGUCUCCAUUCCUUUA